This is a messenger RNA of Coniophora puteana RWD-64-598 SS2, 1065 nucleotides long. RefSeq names its product glycosyltransferase family 49 protein. Gene Ontology annotation, biological process: protein O-linked glycosylation via mannose. The annotation marks the transcript as partial. Gene Ontology annotation, molecular function: xylosyltransferase activity; glucuronosyltransferase activity. NCBI's taxonomy places the organism in Eukaryota, Fungi, Basidiomycota, Agaricomycetes, Boletales, Coniophoraceae. The transcript is spliced from 7 exons. The record is from RefSeq and is a predicted model, not a curated record.
GAUGCCGAGUUUCUCGCCUCCUCUCUUCCUGAGCACAUCAUCCUUUCUAAAGCGCUUGCCAACUCACCUCGCCCACGCGCCCUCGUACCCUUCUACUACCGCGCCACCCCUGCCUCCCGCACCGCGAAGGCGGAGUUCGCACACGAAGACAUCACGCUCGCGACGCUCGUCACUCAUUCUCGCUUCACCGUAUUCAAGCGGCUCGUCGAGCGGUACGAUGGUCCCAUAUCAGUAGCGGUGCACCACGAGUGGUCGCACGCGCACCCGGCCGUCGCGUCGCAGCUGCGCGCCCUGCACGUGCUGUACACCUCAUCCCCGCGCUUUGCGGAAAGGGUGGACGUGCACCUGGUGCUUGCGCCGCACGAGCGGGCGCUGAAUACGUGGAGAAACGUCGCGAGGCAGCUGGCGAGGACGGGCUUGGUGAUGAUGCUUGAUGUGGAUUUUGCGGUUUGCACGGAUUUUAGAGGGGCGCUUUUGAAUCUUGGAGUAGUGGGCGCACGGGAUGCUGCUGGUGCCGGUGCUAUCGUUCCCGCGUUCGAAUACACACGUCUCCGCGAUGGGAUGGAUUCACGUACGUUUCCGCGCGAUAAGCAGAGCCUACUCGCGCUCGUGCAUAGUGGGAAAUUGGACAUGUUCCAUCGUUCGUGGCAGCCAGGGCAUAAUAGCACCGACUAUACGCGCUACUACGCCGCUGCGCCUGGCGAGGUGUACAAGGUGGAUCGGUACCAGGCUGCAUACGAGCCAUAUGUGGUAUUUAGGAGGGAUGGGCCGCCGUGGUGUGACGAGCGAUUCGUGGGGUACGGAGGAAACAAGGCGGCGUGCUUGUUCGAAAUGUACCUGUCCGGCGUGUCUUUUUAUGUCCUCUCGGACCAUUUUCUCAUACACCAAACGCACCCAUAUGAAGAGGCUGCGCGGAAGGCAGAGAGAAAAAGCAACAAGAAACUGUACCAGGACUUCAAGGAGGAGGCGUGUCUUAGGUAUCUGAGAAGGCACCGAGAUGCUGGGACGCUGGCCGGCGCUCUAGGCCACAACGUGCGGAAAGAAUGUCUGAAGAUGCGAGGUGUG